UUUCCUUGCUCUUUCGAACAUCGGCAACCCCUGAACGCAAGCCUAUCUGCUUCAUCUCAGGAGUUGCACAACAGUUCCAACCUUACCCCUUCUGCUUGGCUAGACUGCAUUCUCUCCCUCCUGCUCGUCCUGCGACAUUCCGUUGGUUGGGUCGUGGAGAUGCGAAUCCUUUCGUCUCACGUCUCACACAGUUGCCCCAUACCUCCGAUCUUGGACAGUUGCACCAAGAUGUAUGCUGCUCGUCGCCUGCGAUUUCAGAUUCAUUGAUGUGGCUAUAGAGGCAAGUUCUCUUGGUUUUCCGACAACAUGUCUGAGACCGCAGAAGAAGGUUCGCCGCUCGUACCACCAAAGAGACGUACGGAUGGGCCCUGGUCAGCCCACGAAGAGCCCUCCAGGUCAAGCUCAUCAGAGUGGGUUGAUAUAGACAACUCUCCGCCGCGCAAACGAAAAGCGUUGAAGCGAACAUUGCAUCGCCAUAGUCAACAGUCAAGACUGCCUAGUGCUCGUAUGGGAGAGGCUAGGGGCAGCCAAAGUGAUUUCGGCCGGUUCUUCCCAAGGCUUAGCCAGAUAUUGGAGGCUAGCGAAUCCACUCCGGGCUCACGUCCAACCACAAGAGGCGCAGGCACGGACACGUCUCGACAUAGGGAAGGAAACACUGCGAGGCGCCGCCAUCACCGUGACGACAAUAACACGAUCUACAGACGAGGUGCGAAGCAUAGAACAAGCGGUGUGCAGAAACGUAGCGAACCACUGCUCCAGGCCAACUCGUCGCUACUUUCUGUACUAUCGAGCUUAACUGGAGCUUCCGAGAGGUCGAGUGGAAGCAAUUCAACAAUAACUCAGCAAUCGUUUGACCGGCGUAGCAGUGACAGCUCGAGAACGCCUACUGGAAGGCCAAGAUACGCUGCUUCUGCCUUUGACGCUGAGUCAAGCGUCUCAGGUCAAUCACGGCCUCGGUUUCCCAACGUAUUCGAAUACAUGAUGUCCUAUUCAGUCAAUGAGGAGAGCAAUGACAUUCAAUCGAUGCUGUCAAGCUCAGCCUCUUCCCUUUACGAACCUUCUAUAGCAGCUUCCAGUGAUGCUCCCGACACGCCAUCUUCCCGAUCAACCUUCCCUUCGCCCACGAGUACGCGCAGUCAUAGCGUUGCAGAGUUGCGCCGAAGUCCAGAGCCAUCUGCUCGACCGUUGCGGAAGCAGCCAAGCGUGGAAGAUGUGAUGGAAGAAGAAGAAGCGAGCGUUACCGGUUCUACCGCCCUGUCUGAGCUCAAUCUUGACAUGCGACAACGUUCGACGUCACGCUCGUCACGGACAUCUCAACGUUCCACAGAUCAGUCGUCACACGACGCAUUGCCAACACAACAGCAGACGCAGUACGGUAACCAGACAAGGCAGUACUACUUCACCGAGACUGCGCAUGGUCAGCCACGGUCGCCGUCAGCAUCCUCAACUACUACUGAAGCGUACGGCUAUCCCAUGGCGGUGCAGCAGUAUCAGUGGCCCACAAGCCCAGGAAUGUAUAUGCCGCUUGUUGCUAGUCAGGAAGCGGACGUCCACGGUCACAGACCUCCAGCGCCGGACGCGCCAGACUUGAGCAAGCAAACAUUCGCGGGCUAUGAGCUACUCGCGAGGGAAUUGGCCUCGGACGAGUCCUCCGUGACGCCACUGUAUCGGAAGUUUGAAUACCUUAACCACCGACUUCUUCUCCAUCUGCAAGAUGAGAUCUGCGAGCUCGAAGAGCAGUUACGGACCAUCGACGAAAUCACCGCGCAGAUUGACCGUACGCAGCCGGACGGACAGCGCAUGCCCGCUUCCCGUCGUCGUGAAGCUUAUCAAGGGAGCGAUCUCUAUUAUCAGCGGACCAGCCUGCUGGGCCGUAUCUUCACCAAGACCACGCAGUACAAUCAAGCGAUGACCGCUUACACAGGAAUGUCCAAAGGCUCGCACCGAGCGGAGGCUGGAGAGCUUGAAGCAUACCAAAACUGGAUGGGAAGACAUGCGCCCGUACACGAAAUUGAGGCCCGCUUUCUCGAACGCGACGACGAUCUCAUCGUUCCUGGCAAGUCCGAGGUGGCGACCGAUAACCCUUUCAAGCGUGCUGCAUUGGCUUACGGUCCUUUGGCGCUAAUGUUGCCUCUGCUACUCUUCUCCAUCAUACCGACACUUGUUGGAAGGCUUGUUGUAAUCGCUCUUAUCGCUGUCGGCGCUUUCAUUGUCGCAGCAGCUACCACUCAAAUGCGACACUUGAUACCAGCUCGCGAAUGGGCAGUCUGCGGUGCAACAUACGUUUUGCUGAUGGUUGCGAUCGCUGGUUGUAUUCCACAGCAUCGCACUUAGCGUGCUGGCAUCCUGGAUUGACCCUCAACUCCUGGACUUGAAUUUCAGCAUUUCAAAUGUGACUUAGCGUACAGAUGAUACCCUUGCAACGGAGUUACGAGUGGCGGAAGGAGAUACAUGUAAUGUACAUAUCCAAUGCUGAGGCGCUUAACAAGCUUGUGCCGCGGGACGUCUUCAUGUUGCCAGCGCCUAUGGUUGGUGCAGAUUGUCCUUGGAGCUGAUCAAUAUACCAUGCGUUCUGUCAUAUCAAUGCUGUUGAUAUGAGAAGUCAGUUGCGGAAUAACUCCGAAAAGAAUAUUUAUCCGUGUGUCACUUCCACUUGCUA
Messenger RNA from Baudoinia panamericana UAMH 10762, 2659 nucleotides. RefSeq lists its product as uncharacterized. Lineage: Eukaryota; Fungi; Ascomycota; Dothideomycetes; Mycosphaerellales; Teratosphaeriaceae. The record is from RefSeq and is a predicted model, not a curated record. Bases 307 to 2334 code for a protein of 675 amino acids. The transcript is spliced from 4 exons.